AAUGCUGCAUUAUGAUCGCAACGUAGCUGAUGUAGCAAAUGAAACAAAAAUAUAUAAUAGUCAAAGCUGUGCAAUUAUUUUUGCUGAUUUUAAUUUUUACAUUAUAGGAAAUACGUAUCAUAUAAUAUUGGCAUUCGACUGUUCUAACAUUAUAAUUAGGACGUUUCCUAGAUAUAAUAAGUACAAAAAUAUUAUUGUUCCUAUCUCGGAAUAUUUAAAAUUAAUUCGUUACAUUUAAACAUAUAACAAGGAGAAUUAGAAGUGUUUAUGUGUUGAAAUAAUGUCGACUGUAUGUAAAGGGGAAGUAGCCCCAGAAGUACCCAGUAUGGUUGUGGCAGUCGUGUAAAUCGAACAAAUCAAUGCGAAAUCCGCAAAUCGCGAGAUUCAGUGUAAAGAUUUCUUACAGUUGUUCUUUUUUUGCAAUAGAUAACUACCCAUGAUCAUUCGUGCAUUUCUUAAAUAUUUAUGAGUGAACUGGGUUCUACAAAUUGAAUUAUUGAAAAUCUAUCGUGAUUAUAUAAUUGCGUAAAAGUACUUAUUUUUGGCAACAUGUCCCAGCGUAGGACGGUAAGCAGUUAAUAUGAUUAUACAAUAUAUAUUUUUAAAAUAAACCAUUAGAAAUUAAAUAUCGCAGAGUAACAAAUUCUAAUUGAAUGAGAAUAUAAAAAAAGCGUUCGUUUGAGAUACCUAUUUUCAGCGAAUUUUACUAUUAUUCUUUUAUUUCCAAAUAACAGAUACGAAUCCAUAGCAAUUAAAGUUUUGAUUCCUACGACUCGAUUAAAAGUUUUGGCAAAUAAUGGAAUGUAUCGACAUAUCGUGUAGAUAUUUAAAAGUCACAAUAAUCUUAAAUCUUUGACCUUGUGUCUUGAUCGAUCGUGAUCAUUUAAAAUUUUAAAUCUUUCAGCCUGAUUUAAACUGUCACGACCCACCAAAACAUAAAGUUCAAAGCUUAAAGCUGUUACGUCUUAUAAAUAUCGAAUCAUAUUCGAAGGUUCAAACGGUUCUUCGGUAUUAUCUAUACAUGUUAAUAUAUUUCAUUAUUUAGAAAAGAUAUUUAAGAAACGUAUAAAAACCUUUCAAAUUAUCAUUGAUUUGGAGGACACUCAUAGGAAAUGAUUUUAGGAGAAAGUUGUCAAAAGCACAAAUAACCUUUAGCAAACGUCAGUGAAAAUCUCAAGUAUCGUCUUCUAUCUAUAAUGACAUCAAAUUAUAUCAAGCAUAUUUUAAUACUGUUGAUAGAAAUACCAGAAAUUGUAUUUCUAUUAAGAUAGGUAAAAGAACAUUUUUCAAUUCUUUUGAAAAAAUAUUAAUAUUUAAAUACUUAUUACCACUAGGUUUACGGGGCCGAUCAAUUUGACGGAUUUCAAACUUCGAAAUGAAAUAUCUGAAAAAUGUUACCCAUUUUGCAUCGUAAAUUAAUCGUUCCAUCUACAGAAUUUAUACACAAUUAUUUUUUCCUGGGCUUUCUAAUGUUUUAAAUCUGUAUGUAGUAUACCUAUCUCUAAAACCCGUCAAAUUGACGGGCUAGCUGAUUUCAUAAACAAACCGAUUUUUAAAGACUGUGCAACGGUUUCAGUUAUUGUAGACAUUUCCCAUUAUUUUAUCCGCUUAUUAUAAGUAUUUACAAUAGGAUAAUUGAAUGUGAUCAUAGUAUUUUCUUUUUUUGAUCAAUCCUCCUUUUCUAGCAAUUAUGAGUAAAUCCAAGAGAUAUAAUAAGAUAUUGAACAUAAUUGUCAACAUCAAUGAAGAUCGUUCUGAGGACACCUCCGAAGAAGAUCAAUAUGAAUUAGGCCAAAGCGAAGCUGACAACGAAAGUUCUGAAUACACUGAAAGUGGAGAGAUACAAGGACCUUCGGGUAGUGAAGAUGAAAACUUCUUGAAAGUGUGUCGGUACAAGAGAAAGAUGCGUAUUUUUUCUAGUUCUAACUUCGAGGAUGAAAGAACGAGUAUUCCAAGCACAUCUCAAACUGUAAUGGGUGAAAUUGAAAUGGCAAUUGACAGGACACAGUGGAUAAAAGUGAAAGCAGGCAGAUCUAGGGGUAGGAUGCCCGUUCGUAUGAUAUUCAAGGAUAUCGCAGGACCUACUGGCUAUGCUAAGAGAAAUAUUAUGUCGGGUUCUAUAACUAGUUCUUUCGAAUUGAUAAUUGACAUACACAUAAUGGAACACAUAAAAGAUUGCACUGAGACCGAGACUCAUCGAGUUUUGAAAAAAGACGGACAAUCACAGUUGCUGAGUUACGUAGUUUUCUAAGAAUUCUAUAUGCCCGGGGCGCAUGUGAAGCGAGAUCAUUGAAAGCCUCCGAAAGAUUACAAACAGAUAAAUUUGUGAUAAUAUCCGAAAUAUAGAACAGAUUUACAAGUAAUAGCCAGGCUUGUUACAAGCCAUAUGAAAAUGUCUUAAUAGAUGGCCAAUUAUUUCCAACGAAAGCCCGAUGCAAGUUUACGCAAUAUAUGCCGAAUAAGCCUUAUAAAUUUGGCAUUACGUUUUGGUUUGCAGUGGACGUCCAAACAGAAUAUAUUUCGAAUGGUUUCUCUCAUAUAGGGAAAGAUGAAACUCUAUGUUCAGGGGAAAAAAGGACAAGAUGACUUUGUUUCCUUCAAAUUUAUAUAAAUCAGAAAACUGUACUCUUACUGUAUAUAAAAGUAAGCCUAACGUAAAAGUCCUCCUUCUAAGGACCAAACAUACAGGUAUACAAGUAGAAGGCAAUCAUAAACGUGUUCCAGAAACCAUUGCUUUUUAUAAUAAAACAAAGUUUGGUGUGGACGUCGUUGACCAGAGUUUCCGAUGGCCCUUUCAAGUUUUUUUUCAAUAUUUUAGAUUUGGCAGCGAUAAACGCGUGGAUAUUGUGUAAAGAGUGCACCGGAUGGAAAAUAUCCAGAAAGGAGUUCAUAUUUUGUCAAAGAUCAGACGCUUCAUUUCUGCCACUUUCAACGUCCGAAGUGCGAAAAAGUUGCCAAGUGGACUACUGCAAAAAAAAUAGAAGCAACAUUUUGCAAUUGUUGUAUAUAUUGCAAAAAGAUCGUACGCGGAAAAUGCACAAACAAAAUUCAGUAUAUUUGUAAAAAAUGUGCUCAAUAAAUAUGAUUACCCUAUAGCGUUAAUGUUAU
Molecule: messenger RNA, 3108 nt
Organism: Bombus huntii
Lineage: Eukaryota; Metazoa; Arthropoda; Insecta; Hymenoptera; Apidae
Exons: 2
Coding region: 1691-2251 (186 amino acids)
Source: RefSeq, a predicted model, not a curated record